Messenger RNA from Podarcis raffonei (Aeolian wall lizard), 948 nucleotides. RefSeq names its product olfactory receptor 1019-like. Gene Ontology annotation, cellular component: membrane. Gene Ontology annotation, biological process: G protein-coupled receptor signaling pathway; sensory perception of smell. The transcript has a single exon. The coding region runs from base 4 to 948 and encodes 314 amino acids. Lineage: Eukaryota; Metazoa; Chordata; Lepidosauria; Squamata; Lacertidae. The record is from RefSeq and is a predicted model, not a curated record. Gene Ontology annotation, molecular function: olfactory receptor activity; G protein-coupled receptor activity; odorant binding.
UAAAUGGCAGAGGGAAACUUCACCACAAUUACUGAAUUUGUAUUGCUGGGAUUCACAGAUAAUCAGAAUACGAUGUUUGUUCUCUUCACUGUGUUCUUACUGAUUUACUUGUUGAUCCUGGUGGGGAACAUUGGCAUGGUAACAUUAAUCAGGGUUGACUCCAGGCUCCACACUCCCAUGUAUUUUUUCCUCAGCAGCCUGUCACUUUUGGAUAUUGGUUAUUCCACUGUCAUUGCUCCCAGGACACUGAUGACCUUUGUGGCAGAAAGCAAAACUAUUUCCUUCACUGGCUGUGCCCUGCAGUUUUUCUUCUUCUGCAUUGCUGUAUCCUGUGAGUGCUGCCUGCUGGGUGUGAUGGCAUACGAUCGCUUCAUUGCAAUCUGCAACCCACUGUUGUAUACUGCUCUCAUGUCCAAAAAGCUCUGUUAUUUGCUUGUGGCUGGUUCCUAUCUAACAGGUUGUGUGAAUGCAAUUGUCCAGACAUCAUUUAUAUUUAAUCUGUCCUUCUGUAGAUCCAACAUCAUCAACCAUUUCUUCUGUGAUGUGCCCCCUAUCCUAAAGCUCUCCUGCUCAGAUACAGGCGUCACUGAUAUAAUUCAUUUCACCUUCUCGACAGCAAUUGUACCAGUAACUCUCCUGACCAUUCUUGUCUCUUACACAUACAUUCUUGUUGCUAUCCUUCGGAUCAACUCAGCCGAGGGCAGACGAAAAGCCUUCUCCACCUGUGCCUCCCACCUGACGGCUGUCACCGUAUUCUAUGGGACAGCCAUUUUCAUGUAUUUAAGGCCCAGUUCAAAAUAUUCAGUGGAGGAAGACAAAAUCAUCUCUGUCUUUUACACCCUUGCGAUACCUAUGUUGAAUCCACUCAUCUACAGUCUGAGAAAUAAGGAGGUAAAAGAAGCUUUCAAAAGGCUGGUUGGAGGAAAGGUUGUUUCUCAGAGACAGUAA